AUGUGAAAGACCGGCCUGUGCCGAACACGCAGAAGCUGACCCAUUCUCAUUAUUGCCUCCGCAACCCCACAGCUUCUUCUACACGCUUCCAGUCCCUUAUCGCGCCCUCAGAAUUGGUCUGAAAGGUUGGCUGUUGCUGCUGCGGCUCCGCGCGAUUGCUUUCUGACGAACCCGGCCAACCCCGCAAACUCGCUUCGGCGCCUGCCAGCCUCUUUUGACGUCGCCUGUCAUCGCACCUGAACCUUAGCAUCGCUUUCCACCAGUCACAUAUACUCCCCCAUGACGGUGCGGUGAGACGGGGCAAGUGGAGAGAUGGCUUCACCGUCACCACCCAAGCCAUGGGAGCGGAGCGGCGGCGCAACCAGCGCCUCGGUUGGCCUCACAGGGUCGAGCAGCACAGCACCAGCGUCAACCGCGACAACAACGGGCGCAUCUACAUCUUCGAAUCCUCCGCCGCUACCUGAAAUACCGAACGCGCUCAACUCCGUUGCCAACCGGAAUGCGACCAACUACUCGACCAUGAACGCGAACCGAUACGCAUCGCCGUACAGCAAUUAUGGAGGCCUCAACAGCUACUCAUCGCCGUACUCUCGAAUGGGCGGUGGCUAUGGGUCCAUGUACGGAGGAGGAUACGGCGGCAUGUACGGAGGGAUGGGUAUGGGCAUGGGCAUGGGCGGCAUGUACGGGGGCAUGGGCAUGCCCGGCGAUCCGAACAACCAGAGCCUUACUCAGUCGUUCAGCCAGAGCACGCAGGCGACAUUUCAGCUGAUUGAGAGCAUCGUAGGCGCGUUCGGUGGAUUCGCGCAGAUGCUGGAGAGCACGUACAUGGCGACACAUUCCUCCUUCUUUGCAAUGGUAUCAGUCGCGGAGCAGUUCGGAAAUCUUCGACAAACCCUCGGCUCGGUCCUCGGAAUAUUCACGCUGAUGCGGUGGAUACGGACGGCUAUCGCCAAACUUACCGGACGGCCUCUGCCCGCGUCGUCCAAAGAAUUGACACCUUCGAAUUUCGCCGCAUUCAACGGUCGAAGCCCAGACGGAGGACCGCUUGCGCCCAAGCCCUCCAAGAAGCCCUUCAUCAUGUUCAUGGUGGCUGUAUUCGGACUGCCAUAUCUGAUGGGCAAGCUCAUCAAGGUCCUGGCAAGGUCGCAGGAAGAGGAGGAGAAGCGUAAAAUGGCAGAGAAUCCACAAGCAUACGGCGAGCAGCUAGACCCUAACAAGCUUGACUUCUGCCGCGUGCUCUAUGACUUCACACCGGACACGAACAUGAGUGCGGUACAGGGCCUUGACCUUGCCGUGAAGAAGGGCGACAUGGUUGCAGUGCUCAGCAAGUCAGAUCCGCUUGGAAACCCCUCAGAAUGGUGGCGCUGCCGUUCCCGCGAUGGCAGGAUGGGAUACCUGCCUGGAGUAUACCUUGAGACUAUCCCGCGGAAACAGCCGGCUCAGAUCACUAGCGGAAGCCAGGCCGGCAGUCCAGUGGGAAGCAGAGCCCAGACGAUGACCAGCAGUGCCACCGGAAGCAGGGCUGCCACCAUGACCUCAAAGUUGCCUGAGAAGGCUCCUAAGGUUGAAGGAAAGGCUGGUGAUAUUGGCGUUGAGAGCUUCCAGAAGGGAGCGUUCUAUUCGUAGACUCAUUGAGCGAUCCUAUUUCUUCUACGUUUUCUUUAAUGUUGUGGCAUAUUUCGGACCCAACGGGCAGGUUCUUUUGGAUAUCUCUGGUAUUGGAUAUCUCUGGUAUUGGAUUGUAGGAUUUCAUGUGUACUGGCUGGAAAAAGCUUCUGUAAGGUGCUUGGGUGUCACGUCCACCCUAGAUAUAUCAACGAUCUCAUCAAUCUUUCUAUUGAAG
Messenger RNA from Trematosphaeria pertusa, 1843 nucleotides. RefSeq lists its product as uncharacterized. Gene Ontology annotation, biological process: protein import into peroxisome matrix, docking. Lineage: Eukaryota; Fungi; Ascomycota; Dothideomycetes; Pleosporales; Trematosphaeriaceae. Bases 313 to 1626 code for a protein of 437 amino acids. The transcript is spliced from 3 exons. Gene Ontology annotation, cellular component: peroxisomal membrane; peroxisomal importomer complex; peroxisome. Gene Ontology annotation, molecular function: protein binding. The record is from RefSeq and is a predicted model, not a curated record.